Molecule: messenger RNA, 1574 nt
Organism: Paramecium pentaurelia
Lineage: Eukaryota; Ciliophora; Oligohymenophorea; Peniculida; Parameciidae
Source: the annotation of a GenBank genome assembly
AUGAUAAUUUAUGUUUUAUAUGCAGUUUUAGGAUUGAUCUCUUAUCUAUUUGUUAUCAAACCAUUAACAGAGAUGAUCCGAUUAAAACUUCAAUUCGGUAAGGAUUGUAAGAUUUCUUUUAAUUUUUUUGGAAAGGAGAUAUAUGAUUAAUUAAAAGAAACAAAGGAAAGUAAAAAUGAAAGAGAUAUUUUUAAUAAGUAGAAAACAGCCUACAAUAAAUAUCAAUAUAAAUUUUUUAUGACCAAUAUGCUUUGGAUUAUAAGAAUUUCUAUUGCAGAUCCUUUAUAUUAAAAAGAGGCUCUCUUAAAUCAUUAAUUAUAUUAGAAAGUAGAUCCUGUUUGUCAUAAGUAAAUUAUUUUAUGAAAUAUUAGUGAUUUAUUAUCUAAAGGACUUAUGUGGUCAAAAGGUGAAUAAUGGAAAAAAUAAAGACUACUAUUAUCAAGUUCUUUUGAAUUUGAUUCUUUAAAGAAAAAAGUACCUAUGAUAAAUGAGAUUACUUAAAGUAAGAUAGACAAUUUUUCAAAUGAAAAUGUUUUAUCAUCCUUGUAGUCUAUCACUGGUUUAAUUGUAAUAAAGAGUUUUUUUGGAAUUCAAACAGAUCAAAUUUACAUAAACAAUACAGAAUUACAAGUAGAAAUUGCUAAUAUAAUGAAUGAAAUGGGAUAUAUGAGAUUUAAAUCAUAAAUUUAAUCUACAAAAAGACUCAUUUUUGGUACAAAAGCAUGGAAGAUUUUCCCUACAAAAGAAGAAAAGAAAUUAUUAUAAAGAGUGAAAGACAUGAGAUUAAUAGUUGAAAAUUUAGUAUAAUAAAGAAUAAAGUAUUUUGAAGAUUCAAAUAAUUCAUAGAUUAAUAAUAAUGAAAACUUUUUAAAUAUAUUGGUGAAUGAAUAUCUUAAAAUAAAAAAUAAAAAAUAAUAAGAAACUACAUUAGAUUAAAUUAUUUAGGAAUUCAUCACAUUAUAAUUUGCUGGAACUGACACAACAGCAGUAUUAUUAUACCAUUGUCUCUAUUUUUUGGCUUAUUAUCCACAGGCUUAAGAAGAGAUAAGAAGAGAAAUAAAUGAAUCUUGUCCUUCAUCAUAUAUAAAUGAAAAUGAAAUUAAUAAUUUAAAGAAACUUUCAGCAUUUAUUAAUGAAGUCUUGAGAUUAAAGAAUCCUGCUAUGAGACCUAUUAUAAGAGUGGCCACAUAAGAUCAUAAAUUAAAGGAUUUAAAAAUUAAGAAAGGUAAUAUAUUUAUCAAUUAAUUUAAUAAGGAUGGUUAGUAUGUAUUGAUUAUUUUUUGUAAAAUUAAUCAGAAAAACAUUUUGAUAAUGCUGGAUAAUUUAAUUACACUAGAUGGUUGUAGGAUAAACCAAUCAAAGAAGAUAAUAAUUUUAUUUAUAUGCCUUUUUCAGCAGGUCCUAGAAAUUGUAUUGGAUCUUAGAUGGCUUUAUUGGAAGUUAAAAUCAUAUUAGGUUAAAUUUUAAAAAGAUAUUAAAUAAUGAUAAAUAAAAAUGUGGAAGUUUCAUGGGAAAUACAUUUUAACCAUUAACUCAGUCCAACGAAUGCUGUAAUUUUAAAUAAAAUAAAAUGA